Messenger RNA from Panthera uncia (snow leopard), 5206 nucleotides. It is a transcript of the gene VPS4B, whose product is annotated as vacuolar protein sorting 4 homolog B. Gene Ontology annotation, biological process: endosomal transport; vacuole organization. Gene Ontology annotation, molecular function: ATP binding; ATP hydrolysis activity. NCBI's taxonomy places the organism in Eukaryota, Metazoa, Chordata, Mammalia, Carnivora, Felidae. The record is from RefSeq and is a predicted model, not a curated record. Bases 16 to 1641 code for a protein of 541 amino acids. The transcript has 11 exons.
CGAGGCGAGACCAGAAUGGCUGGAGACUGGGUAGCGCGCGUGCUGAUGACGAAAGCGGAAGUGCCGAGGCCAGAGGCGGGACGAGAGCCCGGAGGGGGCUCAGAAUUGCGGAAGUUUUCUGAGAAGGGUCGGCGGCUUGCGCCGGCUUGCGGUUUUGGAACCAGUUCGCCAAGGGGAGGCGUCGCUCCGGGUCCGAGGGCUACCAGCCUGCGCACGUUUGAGGCAACACCGGGCGCGAUUCGACGUUGCCGCUGUUGGCUUCCUCUGCCCUACUUCUUCCCCAGGGAGCCGCCUCGGAUCUCCGCCAUGGCAUCCACCUCGUCCAAUCUCCAGAAAGCAAUAGAUCUUGCUAGCAAAGCAGCCCAGGAAGACAAAGCUGGGAACUAUGAGGAAGCUCUUCAACUCUACCAACACGCUGUUCAGUAUUUUCUCCAUGUAGUUAAAUAUGAAGCCCAGGGUGAUAAAGCCAAGCAGAGUAUCAGGGCAAAGUGUACAGAGUAUCUUGAUAGAGCAGAAAAACUAAAGGAGUACCUGAAAAAGAAAGAGAAAACUCCACAGAAGCCAGUGAAAGAGGGACAGCCGAAUCCAGCGGAGGAGAAAGGGAAUGACAGUGAUGGGGAAGGAGAAUCUGAUGAUCCUGAAAAAAAGAAACUACAGAAUCAACUUCAAGGUGCCAUUGUUAUAGAGCGACCAAAUGUGAAAUGGAGCGACGUUGCUGGUCUUGAAGGAGCCAAAGAGGCACUGAAAGAGGCUGUGAUCUUGCCUAUUAAAUUUCCUCAUCUUUUUACAGGCAAGAGAACACCUUGGAGGGGAAUUCUGUUAUUUGGCCCACCGGGAACAGGAAAGUCCUAUUUAGCCAAAGCUGUGGCAACAGAAGCAAACAACUCAACGUUUUUUUCAAUAUCUUCCUCUGACCUUGUCUCUAAGUGGCUAGGAGAAAGUGAAAAGCUAGUUAAGAACUUAUUUCAGCUUGCCAGAGAGAGUAAACCUUCCAUCAUCUUCAUCGAUGAAAUUGAUUCUCUGUGUGGCUCAAGAAGCGAAAACGAAAGUGAAGCUGCCCGUAGAAUUAAGACGGAGUUCUUAGUUCAAAUGCAAGGCGUUGGUGUAGACAAUGAUGGAAUUUUGGUUCUGGGAGCUACAAAUAUCCCCUGGGUUCUGGAUUCUGCCAUUAGAAGAAGAUUCGAGAAACGAAUUUAUAUUCCGUUGCCUGAGGCCCAUGCCCGAGCAGCAAUGUUUAAAUUGCACUUGGGGACCACUCAGAACAGUCUAACGGAAACAGACUUCCGAGAACUUGGGAAGAAAACCGAUGGUUAUUCGGGAGCAGACAUAAGUAUCAUUGUGCGUGAUGCGCUCAUGCAGCCUGUUAGAAAAGUACAGUCAGCUACUCAUUUUAAAAAGGUUCGCGGACCUUCACGAGCUGAUCCUAACAAAAUAGUAGAUGAUCUGCUAACACCGUGUUCUCCAGGUGACCCUGGUGCCAUUGAAAUGACAUGGAUGGACGUCCCUGGGGAUAAACUUCUGGAGCCAGUUGUUUGCAUGUCGGAUAUGUUACGGUCACUGUCUAACACAAAGCCCACAGUCAAUGAACAUGACUUGUUGAAAUUGAAGAAGUUUACGGAAGAUUUUGGCCAAGAAGGCUAAACCAAAGAUAACAAGGAGGACGUUUACCAUGUGUGUUCUUUCCUUCGUAGGUACUUUUGCCUUUCUUAAUGGCAUUCAGAUUGUUUCCAGUAAAACUCUUUUACCACAGGAAAAUACAGAUCUCACUCCAGAGUCCCUUUAAUUUUAUAUGUACCUUUGCUCCAUUACCAGUUAAAUGCUCCUGUUAACAAAAAUGAUAAAAUAAUGGAUUAUAAAGAGAUCGGUGAUAUAUGAAUGGCAAAAAAUAGGAAUUGCCCAGUUAAGAAGAGGAUUAAAAUUGAUUGAGAUACCAAUAUUUAGGAUGGGUGGUCUUUACAAAGAGCAUUUAUUUUUUAUUUCCUCUCUCUUUCUCUCUCUCUCUCUCUCUUUCUCUUUCUUUUUUUUUUUUACCAGAAUGUAAUAGGGCUUAUUUUAUAUUUUGAAAAAAAAAUUCUUAAGCAUCAUUUGCUUCAAUGUAAAAUUUAUUUACUUUAUUAAAUGAUAGAAUCUUUAUUCUCAGGGAUGGGCAAUACUAGCAAAGAGCACUGUGAUUGGGCUUGAAAGAUUUUGAAUUGUGUUCUAGCCGGGUCUCAUUGAGUUUUGAUAGGCUGACAUUUUUCUUUGUGUAGAUUUCAGUAAUGUCUUUAAAAACAAUGGGCUUCUAUAUUUAAUUAAAUAAUACCUUUCACUGUGCAGUCUCAAAAGAAAGACUUUCUAAAUUAGGCAUUGUCUUUAUCUUGAAGAAGAAAAUUGUCUAUUUCAGUGUCUUUUUGUAGCAAGAUUGACCAAAACAGAUGGCAAAUAAAUACAUACUUUUUAAAUAACUCUGUCAUGAAAUGCUAUAAUGGGAACCUUUGCUAAAAGGAAUAGCCUCCCUUUGAAUUGUGGCAAGUUUCUUGUGGGUGUGUGUGUACAUAUAUAUAUAAUUUUUUUUUUUUUAAUAUAGGCUACCAAGGGUUUUAUCUUUUACCUUUUAAGUUCAGGGAAUAGUUUGUCUUGGCCACACAUAUGUUAUCAGUAUAAUGCUUGUGAAGCUUUAGAAAUGAACUAAUGUCUCAUUAAAUAAUAAAAUACAAACAUGAUACGUUAUUUUAAUAUCUUCAAAUAAAUAAUCUGAGGGUGUAUGUUAGACACUUUAGCAUCAACACUAAGUUGUGCCUUGUGCAUUUGCAUUGGCUAUAUAUGCAAAAGGAUUAUUACAUUAGCUGGAAUGAGAUAGGUUCCUUAAUUACUGUAAAGUUCUACCUUGCAAAUGCUAUAGAGUAACUCGCAUUUUAAAGUAUAUUUGCACAUUUUACAUAUAAUGCUUUCUGGUUGCCUUUCGGUUUUCUGUACAGAUUGUUUUUGUUGAUACUAAAUGGAAAUCAUAGGCCUGAAAUAAGCUGUUCUUAGUGAAGUAAAUUGAUAUAACCUACUAUUGGCUAUAUUCUGUGUAUGCUUCUUUAUUUUGGGAUCUCCUGUAUGGAAGAAAAUAGUAUCUGAAUGGAUUACGUACAAAGAAAUCAUUAGACAUCAUUAAGUAAGAAUGUAUCCCUGAAAACUCCAUUCUUCGGCAACUUUUAUGUGAGAGUUUGGAAUUAAUUUGGCAGACUAACGUAAUUCUUUGUGGCUGCCUUGUAAGAUAAUUUAUAUUCUUUAUCAGCCUUGGAAUUAUAUAGUGUUGCUAUUAAUUAUACUAAGAGAAUUCACAUAACUAUGUUAUUAUAAUUAAUAGUUGAAAUCCAGAAUUUUUUGUAAAUCUAGAAUUUGUUUUGAGGAAGUAUUUUAAAUAAUUUGAUAAAAUACAUGACCCAAUGGUAUAGAAGUAUAGUGUUGAUGAUAAAUGGGUACUUUAUCACACUUGAUUCCCACAUGGGCUUUGAGAACUGUAUCUCAGUACCCAUAUCACUUGUGGCCAUAGCUCCAUUUUCUGCAUUGCAUUCUUCUACAUUUUUAACAUUUCUGGUUCUAAACCUAUUUCUGGAGUCAAAUAAUUUUAGACUUAUCCUAGAAUGGUAGCACAUAGGCCAUUUCCCCUGAGUUCCUUGUGGACAGAUUACUCAGGCUGUGUCUGAACCUUGACCAUUAUGAAAUUUUGGGUAGAUGGUUUCUGAGGCUACUUGAGUACCUCUAUGAGCCACACCCUAGAUGUUAAAGAACAUUCUUUUUCGCAGCCUGAAAAUUACAGGGGUCUUAGUAAAAAGAGUUUCAGUAGAAAAGUGACUUUUGAGUUCACUGUCAUCUACAUGCAGAAAAACAGAAUGAGUAUGUAUAUUUGAUUAUUAAUAUGAAGUCCCAUUUACCUACUUGCAUGGUUGAGAAAUUGAGACACAGCUCCUUAACCUUGUAGCCAUAAAUGUUGCUCGACGCUGUUGCAAAUGAAGCGACAGUGAAUGCCCAGCAUGGACACCGAAUUUAUCUCAACUUUAUGAGCUCUCUUAGAUGUCACGUCAUCUCCUACCUCUGUACCUUCUUUAUGUCAAUUUUGUUACUCGCACAUAGAGUCCUUUCUUCUUUGCUGGUCCAAAUCCCAUUAUCUCUAUUAAGACCUAGCUCAUGACGUGUAUAAUCUCUUGAAGGAGCGUUCCUAAACUCUCCCCAUCCUACCUUUGGAUUCCGUUAGUAAUAAAUUGCUACUCCUAUCUUAAAAUCUUUAUCCAAAUUGCAAGCACAUUCUAUUAAUCUUGUUUAGAUCAUUUACACUGUAAGCUCUUCAAAGCGAUAUUACAUUUUCUCCUGCAGCUGGCACAGUGUGUGACCUCUCUUAUUAGGUACUUGCUGAAGGCUCGAGAAAUCAGGGUGUCAAGUCCUUAUCUACUUCCUGGAUUAUCUGUGAGACUUUUUAUAAAAUAGAGAAUUUGAAGUGGCUUUGUUCUUGCUGGUCUAGUGAAAUGAUAAAUCUCAGUCUUGGUUACCAGGGACUGAAGGCCGAGGUACGCCAGCGCUGGCUCGUGUCAGCUUACGAGGACCAGUGCACAUGUCUCCCCACCUGAGAGGUCCGGGAGCUCAUGCCGGUACCUUGAAAUCUGCCGUGGCAAGAGGUGUCACACCACAGAGGUCAAGUUUCCGUUCACGUGACGCCACACAAAACACAGUGUGUCCAUAAUUUAAAUGGAAAAACUAAUUUAUUGCAUUUGUAAAAAUAACAUACCGAAGUUACAUGUGUAGAGUCCUAAAAAGCAUGUGAUAAAAUCCAGUACCCACGUAUGAUUUCUUUUAAAAACGUCACACACUAGGAACAGAAGGGAGCUUCUUAGUUUAAGAAAGGGCAUCUACCAAGAAGAAAAAAGCGCUAUAGCAGGCACCAUACUUAAUUGUGAAUUUUUGAAAACUUUACCCCCCAGAGAUCAGGAAAAAGAUACUGGAGCCUGCUAUCACCACUUCUUUUCAACUUUGGACAGGAGAGUCUAAGUUUAGGGAUUAAAAACAAAGACACAAAAUUGUCCUUCGCAGAGGACAUCAUAUAUGUAGCACAUCCAAAUUAAUAUAAACUCCGAAUUUGAAUUUAACGAGAUGAUAGGAUGCAGAGUUAAUAAAAUCAUGGUAUUUGAGCAACAAUCAGGAACUGAAGUUAGGAAAAUAGUACCAAUUGUAAUAGCAUCAGAAA